AUGGCGCAGAAUGUCCUCAAUCGAAUCACUGACAACAUCAACGCCGCCACCGACGACCCGACCGUACAACUCGACCAACGGCUCUUCGAAGAAGCAGAGCUAGUACUGCCAGAAACCUUGCAAAGCGGUACGGUAAUAUCAGUGUCCAUUUCUAUUACUGCUCGGUUCUAACUUGUCGCAGAACAGAAGCACGAUCUGGUCGUCUCAUUAUCUGCUCUACUCCCAACUCUUCAGCAAGACCCGUCUCCCGCAGUAAAUUUACUCCUACGGCUGGUAAACGACUACAAAUAUGGCGAUAUUCUCAAAUUGGGCAACGUGCCAUUUACAGACGGUCUUGCUGUCGGCGAGCACAUGGUAUCCUUCAACAAACUGAUUCUAGCACUACUUCAAAAAGCGACCCAUAACGCGGCAGAUGCAGCAUCAGUAGCUGGCAUGCUAGACACAGUUCUGGCUCUGGUGCGAUUGUGGCUCUGCACGUCAGACACAGGCGUCGCAAGCCAAGCUUCACAGAUUCUGCUGGAUCUGCUGAAAGUGGACCAGGAGAUCAAGAAUCCCGACACACGCUUGCCAUCUGGAGGACAGGGACUUGUAUGGAAGCGUAUCUUUGGUGACCGCGAUGUACACCGCACCUUCUUCGAAGCUUGCUCUCUGACUGGGCCUUCACCGUACAAGCUCAGCAAGAGUCGGCGAACUUUGGCACAGGCAAGGCUAAUGGAGUGGCUUCCAAAGGUCGGAGCCAUGGACUGGAAUGCUAUCUCAAGAAGCCAUCACAGCGAUGUAGACGCCGAGUACAAAGCCGAGAGCUUGCUUGAGUUUGCCGUAUUGAAGAUGGUCGACAUCAAGGAUGAUGUACUCAUGCAUCAAUGCCUCAUCAACUUCUUCUCCGACAUUCUUGACUCCACAAAACCCGCCAUUCGGCUGCAUGGAUCUGCCACGGACUCCGUUGGUCUGAGAUACCUGAUCACGCAUGGUGUACAUGCACGCACAACGUCUUUGUAUCUGCAGCUGCCUGGAACCCAACUCGAUCCUCUUGAGUCCAUGUUCCUCUACGGCCCAGCAGGGAACUACAUCGCCACAUAUGCGUCAUCAUACCCGGAGCACUUCCUAGCGAGUCAAACGCCAAAGCAAGUCAAUGAGCGUCUUGGAGCUGCACUGGGCCUCUCGGCGGCAAAAUGGGCACACGCCGAGUCCCCAAAGCACGACCUACAUCUUCUGGCCAGCCUUCCUCGAAGGGCCCUACUGGACACAUCGGGCACACAGGGCUGGCGAUCAAGUCCACUCUCACUUCUUCCCUCGAAAGCCACGAAUUCAGACGUACUGAAUACUCUAGCAACGGUGUUCCACGGGCCACCCCGAGACGUUACCUACCAAGCUGGCUCAAGUCUGGAGCAGGACUCAGCGACGAAACAGGAAGCUGCCGAAGCUCGCGCUCUCUAUUUCCAUUAUCUCGCCCACAACCCGCGCUUCUGGAACGAUGUCACGACCCAUGCAGAUACGGUGGCUCUGAAAGACCUCGCAUUGGCAGCUAUCAACUGUCUGACUGCCGUCAUCACCGCGAAUUGGUCGGAAGAACCUUCUCCUUCUCUCCCAAUCACAAUUGCAACACCUGCGUCGGGCCACCUUGCGAUACUCAGUCCCCCGGCUCUGGAGUACACACUUCCGUACCUGCUCAAGCCGCCGCAGACAUUCGCCAACUUGGUCGGUGGCCGCGGUGACCCGGAGAGCUCGGCGUACACGAUCGCCUCGGCCAAGUUCGACGCCUUGCAGGCUUUCCAUAGUCGGUUGAUCGUGCAGGUAGAACAGAGUCCUGGCGAAGGAUAUGAGGAUAUCCUCGCGACCAUGAACAAGCGGUUGGCGGAGGGGCCUCUCAGUAGGGAGGGCGAGGUCGGCGGUCGCAUCGGUACGCUGGACAUGUAG
Molecule: messenger RNA, 1917 nt
Organism: Lecanosticta acicola
Lineage: Eukaryota; Fungi; Ascomycota; Dothideomycetes; Mycosphaerellales; Mycosphaerellaceae
Source: the annotation of a GenBank genome assembly